Messenger RNA from Mya arenaria, 1163 nucleotides. RefSeq lists its product as uncharacterized. The coding region runs from base 54 to 1163 and encodes 369 amino acids. Gene Ontology annotation, molecular function: zinc ion binding. NCBI's taxonomy places the organism in Eukaryota, Metazoa, Mollusca, Bivalvia, Myida, Myidae. The record is from RefSeq and is a predicted model, not a curated record. The transcript has 2 exons.
CAGUGGUGAUAAAAUUCCGAUAAAAUUUGUAAAUAUUCAAUUGAUAUCGCAACAUGGCUUCAAAUUUUUGCACCUUAUCAUUAGGCCAGCUUAAAACGGAGCUAAGGCGACGCAAUGCAAAGUUGACUGGACGGAAGAAGGAAUUAAUCGAAAGACUGGAGGCAUAUGACAGAAACCAGAAUUUCAACAGGGAAGAAGAUCUUCUACCAGAAUUCAACAUGAGCCUGCCCAAGACUAGUGGAUACAGAGAUGUAAAUUCAGAUGCUAAAAUGGCACCAAUAACAAUGGAGAAGGCCAUCGAAUACAUGGACCAGUACCGGGUGGAGUUUGAUGGGAAGGUAAAAGACCUGUACGACGACAAGUUUCUUCUAUACAUGCGACUGUUUUCGACACCAUCUCUGGACUUUGUUCGUGGGGCAUGUAAAGCAGAAAUGAGGAAGAAGGUUAAUUAUGUUGUAGACAUUUCUUUACACAAGAAUGGAUAUAUUCAUGAAGCACAGUGUGAAUGUGGUGCAGGAGAAGGCCCAUUUGGACAUUGCAAACAUAUUAGAACUAUGAUAUAUGCAUGUUGUAAAUUUGUUAAAGAUGGAGAAUUUAAAGUUGAGACAACAUGCACAGAAAAAUUGCAGUCAUUUCACAAAGCAAAAAAGCAUACUGGUUCCCCCCUUAAGGCACGAGAUUUAAACUUGGGCGGUGCAGAUAUUUGUGACAUUAAAGAUUUUGACCCUCGGCCACAAAAAUUCCGUAAAGUUGAUGGAUAUCAAGACUAUUUUCACAAUAUUUGUAUGAAUUUUAGGGGUAUAUCAAAGACACCAAUUUUUCAGACAUUCAGCCCAGCCAAUAUUCGUGCAAUUUCCAAUGACCAUGAUUAUUUUGAAGUAUCUCAUGAAGACAAUUUCCUGGAACAAUGUAAAAUAACCAAACUAAGUGACAAGGACAGGGAUGACAUUGAAAUGUAUACUAGGGGACAAAACAAGAACGACCGAUGGUUUGAAGAACGAGAGAAAAGAAUUCAGUCAUCUAAUUUUCACCGUGUGUGUACCGCAACAGAAAGAACUGACUUACAUGACUUGGCAAAGUCCUUUGUUCGGGGAAAAGGAUUAAAACCUACAGAAGCAAUGCGCCAUGGAAUUCAGUAUGAAAAGGACGCCAUCCAUCAAUAG